UUUUAAUCUUAUGAGUUUGAUACAAAUUAUAAAAUUCAAAAGGAUGUUUAAAUAUAAAACAAAACGUGUGCUCCCCUUAAACCAUAAAACCUUUAAAAACAUAUUGCUAUCCAAAAAAAUCAAUUAUCCUUUUUACAAUAUUAGCUUUAAUAUUAGCAAAAUGCAUGUAAUCUAUACAUUACAUAAGAUAACUAAUUUUGUAAAUAUUAAUAAUAUGCUACAUGUUUAUCGUUGUGACUGAAACAAAUCAAUAUAAAAUGCGAAUUGGGUUAUAUCACAUGUAUGGUAUCACGGACCUUUAUUAAAUUAGCAAUAAGAAGAUUACAAACCAGCUUUGCACCGACAACCCGAUCAGUUUUAAGUCAAGUGCGUUAGAACCGCUUUCAACUUUUUCCAAAAAAAUGCCUCCAAAGGGUGACCCAGAGACAGAAGCCCUAAGAAAGGAGCUCGAGAGCAUCUACCAGAAACUAAAGGAGGCCCAAGAGAAGCAGGCCGACGUGACGCUGGAAUCGGCCUGCGGCGACGUUGCCGAUGCCCCGCGGGUAAAAUUGUCGACGAAAAAGAUGAUGAAAGGGCAUUUGAACAAGGUGAACUCCGUUCACUACAGCGGCGACGGCAGACACUGCGUCACCGGGUCUCUGGACGGAAAGCUGAUCAUAUGGGACACGUACACCGGAAAUAAGAUGCAAGUCAUACCGCUGAGGUCGGCCUGGGUGAUGACCGUUGCCUUUUCUGAAUCGGGCAAUUUAGUCGCUUGCGGUGGCAUGGACAACAUGUGUACUGUGUACGAUUUGAAUAACAGAGACGCAUCAGGGGUGGCCAAAAUGGUUAGAGAGUUGGCUGGUUACGACGGUUUUUUGAGUUCUUGUCGGUUUUUGGACGACACCACUCUCAUAACGGGGUCUGGAGAUAUGAAAAUUUGUCAAUGGGACUUGGAAACAGGGCGAAAAACUACAGAUUUCAACGCUCACUUGGGCGAUGUAGUUUCUAUAAGUUUGUCCCCAGAUAAAAACACGUAUGUGACAGGUAGCGUUGACAAAAGUUGUAGACUAUGGGAUAUAAGAGAACAAAAACCAAAGCAGACAUUUUUUGGACACGAGGCGGAUGUCAAUUCGGUCUGUUUCCAUCCAAGUGGCUACGCCUUUGCUACCGGAUCAGAGGAUAAAUCAGCUAGAAUGUUCGACAUAAGAAGCGAUCAGCAGUUGGCUUUGUACAAACCUCCAACUCCAAACAGUGGAUUCACUUCUUGCGGACUAUCCAUGAGCGGAAGAAUUCUUCUCUGUGGCUCUGACGACAACAAUAUUCACAUGUGGGACACCUUGAAGAACCAACACAAUGGUACCCUUAAUGGGCAUGAAAAUCGCGUAACGUCCAUUUCAGUGGCUCCAAAUGGUCUUGCUGUUGCCUCUUGUAGCUGGGACCAACAUGUCAGAGUAUGGGGAUAAAUAAUUAAAGAAUAAUUCCUUAUUUGGACUUAAAAGAAAUUGUUUUUUUUUCACAAUUUUGAUGAUUCUCAUUUUUAUUGUUUUUUCCAAACUUAACUCGCUUAUUAAUGGGCAUGUCACAAUAAAUAAGGCAAUUUUUUGUAGAAAAUUUGACGAUCUACAAAAAAGGUCCUUUAGGUUUUUUUCUGACAAAGUCAAACAAAUGCGCAUGCCCGAGAAUUGAGGUAAAAGAGCACUUCGUUUUAUUUUUUCACCACUAGUGUCGCUGUUGUACUGAACCUUUACAUCUCUGCUUAUCUGUUUCGGUACAAAGAGAACUCCUUAUUUUGGGAAGCCAUUUGUUUGGAGUUCUUGCUUAUAGUGUACGCUCCAUGAUAGGAGUUUAGGAUAUAUGCUUUUUUUAAAAAAAAACCUUUAUUGUCAAAUUUUGAAGGCCUACCAAUUGCUAACAAAAAGUCCAAAUAAAAAACGAACUUAGUUACUAUUUUUGUGUUACUUACUUCGGUAAAUGUUACUAUAAGUAUUAUGGAUGUUUAGUAUAGUUUAUAAGGCAUUUUUAAGAUAUUUAAUAAAAUAAUUUAAACAAAAAUGCGUACUUUAUUAUUAAAUUUAAAAAAUGAUGACAUAUUUCA
Messenger RNA from Brassicogethes aeneus, 2077 nucleotides. NCBI's taxonomy places the organism in Eukaryota, Metazoa, Arthropoda, Insecta, Coleoptera, Nitidulidae. The record is from the annotation of a GenBank genome assembly.